Molecule: messenger RNA, 1039 nt
Organism: Durio zibethinus
Lineage: Eukaryota; Viridiplantae; Streptophyta; Magnoliopsida; Malvales; Malvaceae
Product: photosystem II reaction center proteins PsbY, chloroplastic-like
Biological process (GO): photosynthesis; cell redox homeostasis
Cellular component (GO): photosystem II; membrane; chloroplast thylakoid
Molecular function (GO): manganese ion binding
Source: RefSeq, a predicted model, not a curated record
UCCAGAGAUCAUAAUUCUAUUGGACCUCAUUUGAUUCGCUUGACAUCAAAUCUAUAUCCCUGAAGCCGAAUCCUCGGCCAAAGCCAACUGAAAGCCCAUUUCUCUUCCACAGAAGCUCCCAGCAUCUACCCGCGAGGAUCGGCAGCAGAAACUGAACCCAAAAAUAUCAAAUGGCAGCAACCGUAGCAACAAUGGCCAUGCUAAAUGCAAAAUGCCUGAGCAUCAGCUCAACCAAGAUGAUCAACCCAACAAAGCCAACUGCAAAACCCAUCUCCCUUCUCUCCAUGCAGAACCUCCCCAAUGGCCUCACCAUCUCAAAACCAGCUGACAACCCAAACCUCCCGUCUUCACUAGCGGGCACUGCUAUUGCUGGAGCUAUCUUUUCAACCUUGAGCUCAUGUGAUCCUGCCUUUGCUGCACAACAGAUUGCUGAAAUAGCUGAGGCAGAUAACCGUGGGCUGGCUCUAUUGCUUCCCAUAAUCCCAGCCAUAGCUUGGGUGCUCUUCAACAUCCUCCAGCCAGCACUUAAUCAGCUGAGCCGAAUGAGGAGCACCAAAGGGGUGAUCAUUGGACUAGGGCUUGGAGGAUUAAUUGCAUCAGGGUUUAUGUCAACACCAGAGGCAUCAGCCAAUGAAAUCGCCAUGAUUGCUGACGCUGCAUCUAGUGACAACAGGGGCACCCUUCUCCUUUUCGUUGUAACUCCAGCUCUCCUUUGGGUGGCCUACAACAUUCUGCAACCGGCUUUGAACCAGCUUAACAGGAUGAGGUCUCAGUGAGAUAUGAUUUUGUUUGGGGUGCGGCGGCAUGUAAAUUACCUGUAAUUGCACCUUAUGUUAAUGAAACUCUAUUUUACUUAAAACAAAAUUUUAUUACCUGUAUUGAAAAUCAGAGAAUUUUUACGUUAUUAUCAUGACAUGUUAAUUGCUUCAAUAUUAGUACUAUAUAUAUGUGUGAUGUGAAAUAAUGGGGUUCCUCCAUUGUAAGUUAAUGUAAUAAUGAAUAGCAUAAAAAAGCUUUCCAAUAUGUUAAUGCUUGAAGA